This is a messenger RNA of Blepharisma stoltei, 3554 nucleotides long. The record is from the annotation of a GenBank genome assembly. Lineage: Eukaryota; Ciliophora; Heterotrichea; Heterotrichida; Blepharismidae.
AUGACUUUUGGACUAAUUUUUUCUUUAAUUUUUCAACUAGUCCAAUCCCAACUUCUUGUUGACUUGUAUUAUAGUGAUUCAACAAAUCUCGAGUUAAAGUCAUAUAUACAUGCUAAACUCAAUCAAAAUUACCAAAAUCAGAUAGAAGUCAGAUCAAGUCUGAUAAACUCGGUAAUCGAUUUUGAUAAAAUUACGCAAAACCCGGAUAUUAUUGUAGAUUUGACUUUCAGUGAUUCGAUUUUAGCAUAUAUAAAAGAAUUUGUUGCUGAAAACCAUAUAAUUCUGAUUUUAAUUCAAGACUUUUCCAGCUCUUAUAACGACUGACAAUUUUUUAGUCAUUCGUCUCAACAUGACCAUGAAAACGCUCUUAGCUGUUUGAUAUCUUUCUUUAAUUGGGACGAGUUUUUAAUAAUUUCAAACAAUUUGGACCAGAAUUUUCACGAAAUAUUUUCAGUUAAAAAAUUCAACAUUUUCCAUUUUUCAGAAACUAGUGAUAACAAUCUAGUUGGCUUAUUUGUUGGUAAAAAAAUUAAACCGACAGGAAUCAGGAAUUUAGUCAUUUUAAAUGAAGGAGAAACUGCCGGUAAACUAUUGCAAAGCCUUGAAAAUCAAAGCGUUUUGAAAAGCGGAAGUGGGGUUAUUUUAGGGAGUAGAAGCAGCUGGAAUACAAAAUUAGAUGGAGUAAUAGGCUAUAGAGAGUUAGGUUUAGAAAAUGCAACUGAUUAUUAUAGCUAUGAAGCUUUAUCAAUUAUAAAAAUGCUAGAUUUGAUACUUAGCUGUUCAGAUUAUUCAAAUGCCUUAAUUCUUAGAAUGUUUUUAGAAAAGAGCACAGUCAAUCAUUAUAUGCCUGGAAAUUUCACUGUAAUAAAUAUCAAAAAUUCCCAAGCAGUCCCUAUCGGUAGCAUUUCACAAGGCUCCUUAACCAUUUCAAGCAAUCCAAUAUUUCCAGGAAAUUCCACUCUAAUUCCCAAUUCCCCAUAUACAAACGUCUCCAUAUGAAUGGGAGAUGGGCCUAGCAAUCCUCUCGGAUUUCCUGAUAGCCCUUUCAUUGUAGUCAAAGACGGUGAAAAGUAUGCUUUUAAGACUGCAGAAGACACUCAUUUUUUUGAUGGUUUUAAAAUCGUCUUUACCCAUAUAGAUUGCGGAGCUGAAGUAUAUGAGCCGACAUUUUCUAUAAAUUGUUACAAAAAAUUAAUAAAUGAGCCUGGUAUGGUCUAUUUGACGCAUGGAUUCCCAUCGAUAGUAUAUGGGGACAUCAUUUCAAUGCGUACAUUAAAUAUUACAAUUCCUGCGUUGUGCGAGCACGUAUCACUCGGGGCCCUUUCUAAUAAAACAGAAUAUCCUUUAUUUAUGAGAAUCGCUGGGAAUGAUUUUUAUAGAGGCACUGUAUUGGUUGACCUAAUCGUUAUUUUUGGAUGGAAAAAUGUUCUUCUAAUUACAGAAAAUUCUACAAGCAGCUUAUUAACCAGUCAUCAUAUAAAAAGGCGCUUAGAAGCUGUCAACGUUAAUGUUGUGAAUAACCUUGAAAAGACAUUGAUUGUAGAAAAUUACAAUCACAAUUAUUUUAAUGAGCAUAAACAUUUAAUUGCAAGCCUGCUAAAAUACAAAACUCGUCCUCUUAUUUUAAUAGUUCCUCCUCCAUCUAAUAUUUAUUUUUUAGAAGACAUGUAUAAGGUAGGAAUCAGGAGGGGAGAUGUGAUUAUGAUAAUUCCGAGUAAAAUUGCUUUUUUAUAUCCAUUUAUACCUGAAAAAUCUAUGCGUGAUGAUUUGACUGAAAUUUUAUAUGGCGGAAUUUGUACACAAGAAGCUGAGUGACUUGGAGAAUUUGGCAAAAAUCAAUUGAAGGGGUUUUUAAAAGCUUACCCAAGCAUUAAUGUAGAUUUCAGGUGUUUUGCAAUUGAUGCAGGGUGGCUGAUAUUAAAUGCGCUGAAAUUUACAAUUGACCAAGGAGAAGAUAUUUAUGAUCCUUAUGUGUUUAACUCCCACUUAAGGCAACAACGGUUUUUAGGCUGCUCUGGAAUAGUUUCUAUUAGUUCUCAGUCUAAUGAUAGGAAUUCUGCGCCAAUUGGGAUUUAUAACAUAAGAUAUGACUAUGAAAAUAUAAUAAUUCUAAAUAAAUUAUCUAUAUUUUGUUUAUAUAAGCCAUUAAGGAAGAUAUCAUUGAUAAUAAGUAUGAUAUUUUAAGUGAAACAUUAAUAGGGGCUUAUGAUCAGGGAAGUUUACAGCUUUUUACAUUUUAUGAAGACAUGAACUGAUAUUACAAUACAACAAAUAUACCAUCAGAUAUUGUAAAAAGUGAAAAUGGUUGCCCGUUUAAGGACAGUCAAAUUGAAUACUCAGUAAAUGGCGCUGGAAUCUUAUAUGGGAUUGCUUUUGGAAUUACUGUGAGUACGAUGCUUCUAACAUUUUAUAUAUGGAAAAGGUGCUGGAAUGUAGAGAUCAAACCCUUAACAGAGCCAAAGCUAAUUCAAUUUGAAGAUUAUAUAGCAAUGGUUAUCAUUUUAGUAGAUUUUUUUCAGUUUUUAUCAGUUGGGCCAGAUAUAAAGAAUUAUGAUAUUUUUACUUAUACACUCACUCGCAUUUUAUCUAUAACAUUUAUGACUGAAGGCAAGUACCUAUGGAUCCACUUAUAUUUUGCAUUAGGUGGUGUUUGUGCGUGGCUUUUAUUUGGGAUAACUCAUAUUUUUCAUAUUGGGAAAAAUUCAAAUAAUAGCUUAUUUAAUUUUUGAAAAAUGUUGUCGAAAUUUUCAUUGCCUAUUAUUGGAAAUGCACUGUUUUUACCAAUUGUGUCAGUAUUUUUAAAUGCUAUUCAAUGCGACCAACAAAUUGGCUCAAAAUUGACCGAAACUUUUGUGAGAAAAGAUUGCAAUACUUUUUGCUGAAAAGAUUGGCAUAUUUUAUGGGCAACCCUCUCUAUAAUUUGUUUAGUUCUAUAUUUGCCUUUAGCGAUUUAUUUAAGGCCUCAUUGGGAUUAUUAUGAAGACUUUAUCAAUAUAAAAACACGUCCACUUUUUUUGAUGACGAAAAGUGUCUUCCAAGUCAGCAUUAUUGUUCUGAAUAAAACAGUAAAACCACAAAGCCAGGCCCUUCAUGGACUCUUCUACAGUAUUUUAUUAGGCGUUUUUCUAUUUAUUGUUAUAAAAAAGAAGCCCUAUAACGAUAGCUGCAUGAAUCUUUGGCAAAUAAUCUCAUAUUUUGCUAUUUUAUGGAGUGUGGCUUUGUCUUCUUUAUAUUGGAUAGUUCAAGAUAGAGCGAUAGAAAUUUGAAUAACAUCAGAAUAUUUAGGCUGGAUUAUUUUUAUAAUUAUUGGAAUUUAUAUUCAGAAAAAUUAUUGCCCAACUAUGCUUUUUAAUGAGCCUGGUAUAAAUAUUGUAAAGCUGUUUAGGUUUUCAUUAGGGAAAUCUAUAAAAGCUUCUGAAAUCAAUAAAGAUCUCAAGGAGCAAGGAAUUAAAUAUAACUUGCAUUUAAGCAAUUCUAAAAUGUACCUCGAUGCCAGUGGCUCUGCAUAUCAAGCUGUUUAUGGAAAAGAAUCAAAAGUUUUUGAAGAAUAUUAA